Molecule: messenger RNA, 318 nt
Organism: Haemonchus placei
Lineage: Eukaryota; Metazoa; Nematoda; Chromadorea; Rhabditida; Trichostrongylidae
Source: the annotation of a GenBank genome assembly
AUGGAAGCAGAUCUUUUGGCAGUGGAAACGUACGCACAAGAUCGGCGACGAAUUGCUCGCGACCCUUACGCUAUCAUAGCAUUGCGUCAUAGCCACAAUACGAUAACCAUCGUAGUGACCGUAUUCGCCAAUGAAGCGUUAGGAAGCACCUCAUUAGGUGGUGCUUCAUCAUUACCUCAUCCAUCCGAGUGCACGCCAUUUGAAAUGCGUGGACCACCGCCGGCAUGGAUGCCGCCACAUCCACCCGAUCGGGACCACGACUAUGAGAAUAACUAUGAAGAUCCGGAAGAUUGUCGAGAACGAGGUAAGGUUGGCUAA